Nematolebias whitei (Rio pearlfish) is the source of this 257-nucleotide messenger RNA. Its product is annotated as trafficking protein particle complex subunit 9. Gene Ontology annotation, cellular component: trans-Golgi network. The record is from RefSeq and is a predicted model, not a curated record. Lineage: Eukaryota; Metazoa; Chordata; Actinopteri; Cyprinodontiformes; Rivulidae.
UUGCUGACUUCUGGAGUGGAGUUUGAGUCUCUGCCUGCAGCACUUUCCCUACCAGCAGAGUCUGGCCUGUACCCCGUCACUCUGGUUGGGGUUCCACGCACAGCUGGCAACAUCACCGUCAACGGUUAUCACACGUCAAUGUUUGGUGUGACCAGUGACUGUCUGCUUGAGGACCUGCCAGCUGUGAAGACCAGCGGCUGUUUAGUGGAAGUGAUCCCCUCUCUCCCUCGCCUCCAGCUAAGCACAUCACUCCCACG